AUGGAUCGCUACAUAACAAGAGAGAGAAAAAUAAAUCCAAACCAGCCAGAGCAUCUCACGGGAAAUCAAAUGAUUGAGUUUUCACCAACUAGUGCAGGAAAUAAUAUUACUAUCUGUUUACUAGAGUGUUGGUGUUUAAAUAGGAAUCAACCAAUUCCUGGAUAUCAGUACACUGGAGGCAAUCAUAUGCAAAAUAUGGAGAUCCCAGGGAACAGUGCAUUUAAUAUGAAUCAAAAUCCAGGUGUUAUUUCUGGAAUAGAUCCCAGAUAUCAUGCAUCUUAUGCUAACAGCGGUACUAAUAUUGCCUCGGGGAUGCGUUGUCCGGAUUUAGCUAUAUAUCAACCCAGGCCUCAAAACAACUUGCCCCAAGAUAGCCUACCAUUCCAGCAUAAGAUUAAUAUUGAGCAUCUCACAAGAAAUCAAAUGAUUGAGUUUUCACCAACUAGUGCAGGAAAUAAUAUUACUAUGAAUCAACAAAUUCCUGGAUAUCAGUACACUGGGGGCAAUUUUACGCAAAAUGUGGACAACCUAGGAAAUAGUGAAUUAAAUAUGAAACAAAACACGGGUGUUAUUUCGGGAAUAGAUUCCAGAUAUCUAGCAUCUUAUGCUGAUAACAGCGCUUCUUAUAUUUCCUCAGGUAAGUUAGUAAUUAAUAAUAUUGUUGUCAUCAUAUAUUCAGAUUUAUUUAUUUGUACCAAAUUUGAAAUUAUCGUCAUUUUACUAUUAUUGGCUGAUAGAUGUCACUACACACUACCUCACUACACACAAGCGAAAAAGUCAAAAGAAAAAGAAAUGCAAUUGGAUUUGGCAAAUAUACCAAUAGAUGCAUUUGGUGAAUAUGAAAAUCGCAGAUUUAUCGGCGCGCAAAAGAUAGAUAAAUCUUUUCACAAGUCUGGGACGCGUUAUCCAGAGUUGGCUAAGUAUCAACCCAGGCCUCAACAGAAGGAAAACAUAUUUCCCAAAGAAAGCCUACCCCAGCAUAAAACUAAUAUUGUCAACACUAAAGCGCCAGAGCCUUCCACGUCAUCAGCAAGUUCGACGCAAAUUCAAGUUCAAAGUAAAUCUCGCUUUGAGUUACAAAAGGAACUUUAUAAACAAGGCCCAAGGAUAUUUUCCGGUCCUCUCGAAAUGGUUCUGAAAUGGCAUAAAAGUUUACAAGACAUAGGAGUAGUAAUCCUUUAUGAAAUCGUAGCCAAGUGUGUGAAUGUGAGAGCUGGCGAGUCGUGUGCCAAGAAUUUAGUUUUGAGAGAUGAAAAUGGUCCGGCGAUGCAGGUCGUCUAUUAUGAGAUAGACUUUCUUAUGCCUGAGAUUAAGCCGCCUUGUACUGUUCGUGUAAUUGGUCGAAUGUUAGCUGGCACAAAUCGUCUACAAGCGUACAGCGUGCGACUGGCAACAAGUGAUGAUGUUGCGACCAUGCCGCGUCGCACCGCAAUUGCAGCGCACCACGUUUCUAAGCUUUGCAAGGAAUAUGGAUUGAAAAAUUAA
Messenger RNA from Pieris macdunnoughi, 1485 nucleotides. NCBI's taxonomy places the organism in Eukaryota, Metazoa, Arthropoda, Insecta, Lepidoptera, Pieridae. The record is from the annotation of a GenBank genome assembly.